AUCUUCCCUGAUGCCUUUAGUAUGGGAGGGUCGGGGUGAAAGGGAACUUUAUUGAAAAAUAAAUUCAAAAAUAGGAACAUGUCACUUUCUCUUAACAUAUCAAGACCCGAAGUUCUUAAAAAAUCUUUUCUGUUCAGCAGUUAGGGGAAUGAGGAAACCUUUUCUAAUUCCUUUAUUGUGAGACAAGUUUCAUGUAGUACUACUUGUUGUGUAACCAAAGGUGACCUUAAAGUCCCCAUCCUCCUGCUUGUAUUUUCCAAGUGCUAAAAUUACAUUUGUGUGUCAAUAAGCCUGGUAAGUAAUUCCAUUUUUAAAUAACCAUGUAAACCUUCAAAUUGUCUACCUUAUCAGUUGCCUGGAUUUAAACAGUGGAGCAUAAAAGAAUAUUUCAUAAUAUUCCACACCUAAUUAAACUACAAUUCCUUCUAUCCAUUAAAGAGUAUGAUCCCAAUUCUCAAAUAGUCACUUUGGAAUAACUGCAGGAAUCUAGAGAAUUCAGAGCUGGUCUCUGGAAAUUUAAAAAAGAGUUUCAAAAUGUUUAUACAGGGGAUUUAAUGCUCAGAGACUCAAGAAAUUGAAUACAUGACAAUAAGAUACAGUUUAACUGAGGUAUGAAUGUGGGAAUGGAGAAAAUGGUUAAUCGUUAAGGUAGAGGCAAAACUAAAGGAACUAAAAAGCAAAAGACUAAGAGUUCUAGCCAGGAAAUGGAUAUAAAGGUUCUCAACAAUUUAUGGCAACUACCAAAUGCCUGCCCAUGUCUACUGAAUCAAACUGCUGAGGAAGACAUUAUUACAUUGGCUUGCAAAAGCAUUUGUACAAGUGCAGACAAUUUAAGCCUGACACCGGAAAUAUUUCAUUUCGUGUAGGCAGUGAAAGAAGUUUCUCUUUUGGUUCCUCCUUUGAUCCGGAAGAAGACACAUCAACCUUCGUUGUCAAUUGGACCACGACAUAAGGGCGGGGCCACAGCGAUCCAUUCGCCUCGGUCACCGUUUGUGACGCAGUACCUAAGUGCAUAGGCUUGCUGGCUCUAGGGGCUCAUUUUAGUGGGCGCGGUCUCUGACCGAGCCCUGUUCAGGGCGGGUCCAUCGAUGCCACGCCCCCACGUCCGCUCUGACUGGCUGUGAUCGGUCACGUAGCCAGAGACUUGGCCGGAAAACAGCGAGCUUUCCUGAGCUGGGAGGGUAUGGUCGCGGUCUUGCGUCUUCCGGCUUCUACAGCCACUUCCCACGGAAGCCGGGGGUGUCACCCUCUUGUCUAUCUUCGGCCAUACACUUGUGUUCGCUCCCGUCAGUGCCUGCGGCUCCACACUCGCGCUCUGAUUCGCGCCUACUUGGGGACCCUGUCCCCACGCUACUCACUACCCUGUCCCCUCCCACCCAUCUAAAAUGUCUAAUAGACUCCAGACCGUCUUUCUGAAAACCGCAGAAGAAAAGUCAGGCUCGCACUGUAUUUCAGGGUGCAUGUAUCAAGUAGUUCCUACGAUUGGCACCGAUGGAAAAAAACUUCUGCAAUUACUUCCAAUUCCUAAAUCUUCUGGAAAUCUUAUCCCAGUAGUUCAGUCUCCAGUCAUGUCUCAUGGUUUGAAAGGGAAUACAGAAAAACCAGUUCAAGUUACUUUUCAAACUCAGAUUUCCAGCUCUUCCACAAGUGCAUCAGUUCAAUUGCCUGUUUUGCAGCCAGCCAAUACUACAAAAUAUUUUCUUACAGGAACAAUAGAUACAUCAGGAAAAGAUAGAGUUACUUCUAUGGGGACUGGAAAUUUUACACCACCAAUUUCUAACACUCAGAAUCAUGGUGUGAAAAUUCAUAGACUCACCAGGCAAACAUUUACUAUUCCUCCCUCAACACAAAAUGAUUCAUCUUAUUUUAUAGUCAAUACCCCAAGUCUCCCAGCAAAUGUGAAUUCUUCAACUUUGCCUUCUGGGUCUCCUUUAACGAUUCCAGCCCAUGCUGAAGUGAAACCUGUGCUUGCAUCACCCUUGCCUCCUUUGGUUCAGCAAAAGAUACUUGGAACUGUAACCACAAGUACCUCAGGAACAGUUGAGGCCUCGCAGAUACCAGCAGUUUUUUAUGUAUCUCCUGUAAACUCAGUAAAAAUUAUUGUUGACAAGAAAACUCAGAAUAUUUACCACAAACCAGUGACAUUCAAUACCUCGCAAAUUCCACCAAAUGUUGCUACAAAAACACAGUUAAACAGUGGUCAGCAUCCUCAAGCUGCUCCAGUGAACUUGAUUUUUCAAGAGUAUCUACAGCCUGGAAUUCCUUGUCUUGUUCCUGUUAAGUCUUCAAAUAAUGUGCCUUCAAAAGUUUUCAAUACUUUUGUAGAUAGGAAAACUCUGGGAGAUAAUACAGUAGGUACACCUUUGUUGAGUACCAACAGUUCUAGCAGGACACAGUCCAUAAGUGUGCCUAUUAAAGAUGAUGGUUUGAUAACAUUUAAUGGGAAAGUCUUGUUGAAUAAAAAGGGGACAUAUGGUCUGCCAUCAAAAAUUGACCAGCAGAAUUCUGUUUCUUCUGAUAUUCCACUAAAAGAUUCAUCACAGGUAGUAAGUUCAAGUCUGGUCACAGAAAUAUCCAGAGAGGUUUUAAGUAGUGUUUUGGUUAAAAGUAAAUCUUUUCAGUUGAAGACAAAAUCACUUUCCAAUUCCCAGCCUGCUCCCAUGGCCCAUAUAAAACCAGAGAAGAAUGAAAAAGUGGAGAAACCAUCUUUUUCUGUCACAAGUCCACAUACUACGAACCAGUCCACUCACUGCCUUAAACAGAGUAAAAUUGUAUUUAUAAACCCAGUUUUUUCAGAUGGAUUUAGGACAGGACAGAAUACCCCCAGAAAAGAAAAUCUCAUCCAGAACAUACGUUCCUCUGUUGAUGCAGCAACUGUUACUUCUCAACAGUGUGUUUUCAGAGACCAAGAACCACAGACCCAGUAUGAGAUGGCAUCAAUAUUAAAAAAAGAUAUUCAAGAAAGAAGUAACAAGAAAUAUUCUCAAGGAAACCAUACCAAGGCAUCAUAUCUGAAGAAUGAUGCUGAAUUUAAAAAGAUAUUUGGUCUCACUAAAGAUUUGAGAGUGUGUCUUACUCGAAUUCCUGACCAUCUGAGCUCUACAAAAAGUUUUGAUUCCUUUAACAAUUUGGUGAAAAGUAGUUCUUACAAAGAUGCAAACGUUGUGAUGAAGGAAGAAAAAAAACAGAGUUUCUCUAAGAAAAGAAAUGCAAAACCCAUGAAGAAAAUGGAUUACACAAAAAGAAGAAAAAUUGAAAAUGCUAGUGACAUGGUCAUAAACGUCAUGAAUGGAACUGAUGUUGCUAAUUCCCAACUCCUUAGUAGUAUUUUACCAAUAUCAGACAUAUCACAACAUAACAUUAUCACAAGCCAUAGUACAACCAGGGAAGACAAGAGAACUGAAACAGAACACUACUGUCAUGAGAAGCAGGAAAAAAGCACAUUAAGUUCAAGCACAUCUUUUGAACAAAGUAAUUAUUUUAAUAAAAACUAUACUGAAGAUAUUUUUCCAGUGACACCACCAGAACUAGAAGAAACCAUCAGAGAUGAAAAAAUAAGAAGACUUAAGCAAAUUCUAAGAGAAAAAGAAGCAGCUCUUGAAGAAUUGCGUAAGAAGAUGCACCAAAAACAAUAAAAUGUCUAUGGGUUAAAGACUUAUAUUACUACAGUAGUUCCCUCUUGCCUGUCAUGGAUCCCCAGUGGAUGCCUGAAACUGAAGGUGAUACCAAAUCUUAUGUAAAACCACUCUAAAGUCAUGACGUUUGUUAACAACUAAAUGUCUACUUAGAAAAAUAACAGGCAAGUUAUAUACAGUACAAAUCUACUGAAUGAAGAAGAUAAUUGAUACCCUCAACAGAACACUGGAAUUUUUAUAAUGCUACUCAGAAAGAUAGUUUAAAUGUUACAAAUUCCUUCUUUCUGGAGUUUCUCAUCAAUACUUAGGUGUGUAUGAUGCGGAACAAAAAGCAACUGCAAAUUAUAAAGGACUGCUCUCUUGUAAAGGCAUUCUCAAAGUGUCUUUGUAUAUGAAACUUGAGGAGUUCCAAAAAGGAUUGAGUCAUAUGACUUGUCAGUAAUCUACAUGAAGUAUUUUGACUUACUUGUUUUGGAAGAAAAGUUUGGGUAUUUUUCUGUGAAAUGCAACUCCCCAGAUUUGAGUAUUUUGUAUAAGGUUUUUGUUAAUAUUUUAUCUUCAACUAAAUUCCUCAGGUUUUACCCUAAGAAUAUUGUGUAUUAAAAUUCUACAAUCCAAGAUAUGGAGUCAGCUGUAAGCAUAACUUUACCAUUGAGUUUAUAUGUGGACUGUCUUGGUCUUCUUACCCAUAAAAAUGAUAUGACCUGUUGUUGAUAUUUUUAUUUCAUCAAGAAAAUCUAUUAUAAUAAAUGUAUUCAAAUAUUUUUCAAUGUGAA
Rattus rattus (black rat) is the source of this 4411-nucleotide messenger RNA. RefSeq names its product ligand dependent nuclear receptor interacting factor 1 (gene Lrif1). Gene Ontology annotation, molecular function: nuclear retinoic acid receptor binding. The coding region runs from base 1386 to 3635 and encodes 749 amino acids. The record is from RefSeq and is a predicted model, not a curated record. The transcript is spliced from 4 exons. Lineage: Eukaryota; Metazoa; Chordata; Mammalia; Rodentia; Muridae. Gene Ontology annotation, biological process: regulation of DNA-templated transcription.